CACUCCCUUUUUUAUGACAACUACACUACACCCUUUGUAACCAUUAUUCUUAGUUGAAAUAACUGACGUUUUCGCGCCCAAGCUAACAGUGCUGUUACCUUGGACGGCGCAACGGUGAGAAAUCCCUAGCGCGUCACCCAAACCGCAGGCGGCUUGAUCUCUGUGACAUUGAAGUUGCGAUUGAAAACCGAAAGCUGUUAACCACAUGUUAUCUGGGUUAUUGCAAAGAGGCGGCCAGCGACCACAGCUCAUCCAACAUCUCGGUGAACAACUAUUCCGCGGGGCACCCAUACUCUACUCCCAAAUCCGCAAGAUGGAUGACAUUGCUUUAGACGCGGCCAAGAAAACAGCGGCCCGCACAGCCGUGGAUCAAUGGGUCACGGAGGAUACGAAGAUUCUGGGCAUCGGUAGCGGCUCCACCGUCGUCUAUGCUGUCCAGCGAAUUGCGGAGCGCGUGUGGAAGGAGGGGGAGCUCACGGAUCUCAUCUGCGUGCCCUCGUCCUAUCAGGCGCACCACUUGAUCCUCGACUACAACCUGAACCUGGGCGAUCUGGACAGGAACCCCAACAUAGACGUGGCCAUCGACGGGGCGGACGAGGUGGACCGGCACAUGGUGCUGAUCAAGGGUGGCGGUGGCUGCCUGCUCCAGGAGAAGGUGGUGGCCUCCUGCGCCAAGAACUUCAUCGUAGUGGCCGACUACACGAAGAACUCCAUUCGCUUGGGCGAGCAGUGGUGCCGCGGAGUUCCCAUCGAGGUGGCCCCCAUGGCCUAUGUGCCCAUCAAGCUCCACAUCGAAGCGCUGUUCGGCGGAGAAGCCUCGCUGCGGAUGGCCAAGGUCAAAGCGGGACCCAUUGUCACGGAUAAUGGCAACUUCCUGCUGGACUGGAAGUUUAUUGCCAACAGGGAGUACGACUGGGACGAGGUCAACAAGGCCAUUACCAUGAUUCCCGGUGUUCUCGAGACGGGAUUGUUUGUAAACAUGGCCCAAAAGUGUUAUUUCGGCAUGGCCGAUGGCAAUGUCAAGGUCCAGAACAAGUAGUUUUUAGGGGUUUCGGAAUAAAGUUUGAUUAUCCAUUAUAUUUUGUUGAAUAAAUUUUGAGGUGCCAUUGAA
Messenger RNA from Drosophila rhopaloa, 1111 nucleotides. It is a transcript of the gene Rpi, whose product is annotated as ribose-5-phosphate isomerase. The record is from RefSeq and is a predicted model, not a curated record. Gene Ontology annotation, biological process: pentose-phosphate shunt, non-oxidative branch; D-ribose metabolic process. The transcript has a single exon. NCBI's taxonomy places the organism in Eukaryota, Metazoa, Arthropoda, Insecta, Diptera, Drosophilidae. Gene Ontology annotation, cellular component: intracellular membrane-bounded organelle. The coding region runs from base 206 to 1039 and encodes 277 amino acids. Gene Ontology annotation, molecular function: ribose-5-phosphate isomerase activity.